AUGGCUAUACUAGAAACCCCUGCUCUCAAGAUCGGUCCAGACAGUCUCUCCGAAUCCGGCUAUGGCUGUGGUGAAGAGCAUUCUCCCGGUUCAGGGUAUCACCGGGGCUUCUACGAGCAAGCUUCGCAUGCGUCCACUGUUGCGUCUGCCGUCGAGGGCGAUGCUCCUCCAUGGUCCGCAGUGCCCCCCCGCAACAGACAAACUGGGCCAACAAACUUUGUCAGCGGCAUCGAUGCGCUCCCUCAACUCACGACAAUCAGAGUCCAUCAUCCCCAGGUAAAUGUUGGGGAACUCACCGGUCGUCCGCGCGCCACGUACUCUCACAGAAAGAAAUACAGGUUCCAGGAGCAACUUCGAGAACAGGCCAUGGGCCACGAAGAAGAGAUGAUGAAGUUCCAAGAAGAAAAGCAAUCUCUAGAGGCGACAAAAGGUUUCUUCAACUCUGUGAAACGCGAAUUGAGACAAGACAACUCCAAUCUCCACGCCGAGAGGCAACGUGCUCAGAUGCGGAUCCAGCAACUCAAGGACCGCGCCGACAGCCAGGCGCAGAAGGCCGUCGAGUUCGAUCAUGUUCAGGCCCGCAACAAGUUUCUGGAAGAAGACCUUUCAACUUUGAAACAGAUGCAAACGCUUCAGACAGAGCAGAUGAGAGGCUUCGCUGCUGAGAAGCUCCAGUUGACCCAGCAGAUUGACAACCUCGAGUCCGAGAAUCGCCUCUUGGUUCAAGACAAAGACCAUCUCGAAAAAAACGUCGAAAGGCUAGAGGCCGAACUGAGGCGACAGACAGCUUCCGUAGAGGAGUUGACAUCUCGUGUGAUCGAGAUCAAGGACAAGAAACGCCUCCUGGCCCACAAACUCGACCUGGAAAAAAACUCAAACGACAGAGACCUCAAAACUCAGGCAGAUGUGGAAAUUCGACGAAUUGAGGAGAAAGCCCGUUUGGAACUGCAAGACGUCCGAGCGCGUCUUACAGAGAUACACGAAAAAGAAGUUCAGCUCCUCAAGGACAGGGCCGAAGUGGCGACCCAGAAAAUCGAACACCUCGAGAAAAAGUGCGAAGCCUCAGAUGCAGCGUACCAGGUUAGGCCUCGCGCUUUUGGUCAAAACACCCGCCACCACCACAGGACGGGAAAAACUCUGGCGGAGAAGCUUGAAGAGAGACCGAAACAGCGGGGCCACGGGGCCAGUUCGAGGCCGCUGAGCAACUUCAUUCUUACUGAAAAAAUCCGGAAACGCGAAAGCGUCCUACACACCGUCCCUGGGCCGGAAGUUCUUGUAGAGUAUCAGAAUGUUCAAAGCCAGCUCCGAGAGGAGAUCCUGGAACUGACUGCAGAGGUGAAAAUGCGUUCUUUUGAGAACGAGCGUCUGAGCCUAACUUGCGACGACAGCGCACGCACCAAGGCUAAAUUAGAGUUGGAGAACGAAAUGCUUCAGAAGAAGAUCGACGUUCUAAGAGAGGAGGUGAUUUCCCUUCAGAAGCGAAGUAGCGAGGAAAGUGCACGAGACCGAGUUGAACUGGUGUUGCUCCGAGAGAAAGUUGCGGCGUUUGAGAGGACGGAAGACGAAGUCGACGCAGCCCUCAACUUCCUCGCCUCAUAUGGAUGUGACGCGACAGAACGAGAAGAGAGGGGACGAGACUCUGAAGACGCCACCGCACUUCCAACUCCAGCGGCGCGCCGCCUUCAAGAGAGUUUGUACCUGGCGAGGAAAUUGAGAUCGAAAAAUAUGGAAUUACAAACGGCACAGGAGCAGCUUCAAGAAGCGGAGAAGCGCAUUGCGCAUUUGGAGCGAGAAAGCUACGUUUUGCGCGAGGCCGUGGACAACCAGCAUCGGCCGCAGUCGUGGCUCCAGAGUCGCUUGCGAGACAAAGAAGUGGAACUUCUCUCGACGCGUGAAGAGCUGCAAGAGGCGCGAGAAGCCUUGGAAAACCACAAGAAGCUGCUGGAGAAGGCUCUGGAGGAAAAGACGCGGUUGACUAUGGAGGUGAAGGAAAUCCAGGAGACCCGGAGUCUGUUGGCGGCGCUGAAACGCGCCGUUCUGGAGAGGAAAAGGGACCGCAGAAUUCGCUCUACCCUGGCCACGGGGACCGUUUUGUCAGAUCCGAGAGCGAGACGGCACAGAUUCCCCUCGGCAAAUCCUCUGGGGCGCCUCCUCGACGCCAGCAGAUCGUCCUCCAAGCGAAGGCACUCGGUUCUCAAAUCGCUUCUCCAGCGUCUCGUUGACGGCCACCCGAGCUUGGGCGGCGCCGAGAGCGACGGUCUGUUUCCCCGACAGAACACUUUCUCUCGAGACUGGGAGUCGCGAAAAGACAGGCGUUUUGCGUGGGGCCUUUCUUCCCAGCCUUCUUCACGGCAGGCGGCGGAAAAGGGGGAGCGCCAAGAAAGUUUCCUUCCGCCGAGAGAAAACCCGCUGCCUAUCGUCAUCGGAGACAGCGAAGCGCUCCAUGGCGCCGAUUUGGCUCUGCCCAUCUUCGGUCGAUCUUCCCUGUUGUUCGGCCACGACGGGAACGGAGCGCCGCCGAAAUCGAUUCGCCUGCUUCCCUCGAGAAGCGCGAGACCCAACGCGACUCUGCCGUUCCCUGGGAAGCGCCAGCGGGCGCGGUCAGCUUCUCCAGAGACAGAGAGCCGCCAAACGCCGUCUCGGUCUCUUCGAGGAGCGAAGACACCCGAGCGGGUCUCCUCGUCGAAAGCCCCCACCACACACGCCGUGGGACAAAAGGAGUCCUCUCUCAGCGAACUCGAGAGGACGGCAGAAAAACGUGAAAGGGGAGCACUAAGGAUAGAGACACCGGAGAAAAGCGCCCCUUCCGCACAGGCUCUCGACCGCGACACUCGACUCGCCGUUCCGCUAACAGAUAAAGAAAAUUUCGCGCUCACCGGCGCGGGAAGUUCUCGCGCAAGAUAA
Messenger RNA from Neospora caninum, 2904 nucleotides. RefSeq names its product putative myosin heavy chain. The coding region runs from base 1 to 2904 and encodes 967 amino acids. Lineage: Eukaryota; Apicomplexa; Conoidasida; Eucoccidiorida; Sarcocystidae. The record is from RefSeq and is a predicted model, not a curated record. Gene Ontology annotation, cellular component: centriolar satellite. Gene Ontology annotation, biological process: cilium assembly. The transcript has 15 exons.